Rosa chinensis is the source of this 2119-nucleotide messenger RNA. RefSeq names its product asparagine synthetase [glutamine-hydrolyzing] 3. Gene Ontology annotation, molecular function: asparagine synthase (glutamine-hydrolyzing) activity. The record is from RefSeq and is a predicted model, not a curated record. The coding region runs from base 103 to 1860 and encodes 585 amino acids. The transcript has 15 exons. NCBI's taxonomy places the organism in Eukaryota, Viridiplantae, Streptophyta, Magnoliopsida, Rosales, Rosaceae. Gene Ontology annotation, cellular component: cytosol.
GAUUCCGAUUCCGCAGCCUCUACUUUUCAAAAUCUGCCACCCAUUUCCAGACUCACAGACUCACACAGAACAAAGCUGUAGCCACACGCCGCCGCCGCCACCAUGUGUGGAAUUCUCGCCGUCUUGGGCUGCGCCGACAACUCUCAGGCCAAGCGGUCUCGCAUUAUCGAACUCUCGCGCCGAUUGCGGCAUCGCGGUCCUGAUUGGAGCGGGUUGCAUUGCCAUGGAGAUUGUUACCUUGCUCAUCAGCGAUUGGCUAUUGUGGACCCUGCCUCAGGAGAUCAGCCGCUCUACAACGAGGACAAGACCGUCAUUGUCACGGUUAAUGGUGAGAUAUAUAACCACAAGCAGUUGAGAGAAACAUUGAAGGGUCAUCGAUUCCGAACUGGCAGUGACUGUGAAGUGAUAGCACAUCUUUACGAGGAACAUGGGGAAGAAUUUGUUGACAUGCUAGACGGGAUGUUCUCCUUUGUCCUCCUUGAUACAAGAGACAACACUUUCAUGGCGGCUCGAGAUGCUAUUGGCAUUACCCCACUUUACAUGGGUUGGGGUCUUGAUGGAUCAAUUUGGUUUGCUUCAGAAAUGAAAGCUAUAAGUGAUGAUUGUGAAAGAUUCAUAUCUUUUCCUCCUGGGCAUCUAUACUCUAGCAAACAAGGAGGGCUGAGAAGGUGGUACAAUCCAGAAUGGUUUUUGGAGAAGAUACCAUCAUCUCCUUAUGAUCCCAUUGUUUUACGCCAGGCUUUUGAGAAGGCUGUGAUAAAGAGACUUAUGACAGAUGUACCAUUCGGUGUUCUUUUGUCCGGAGGAUUGGACUCGUCACUCGUUGCUGCUGUGGCUUGUCGCUAUUUGGCUAAAUCAGAAGCUGCAUGUCAGUGGGGGUCACAAUUACAUACCUUUUGCGUUGGCUUAGAGGGUUCUCCAGAUUUAAAAGCAGCAAGAGAAGUUGCUGAUUAUCUUGGAACUCAUCAUCACGAGUUUCACUUUACUGUUCAGGAAGGCAUAGAUGCACUUGAAGAAGUUAUCUACCAUAUUGAGACAUAUGAUGUGACCACUGUCAGAGCCAGCACUCCAAUGUUUCUUAUGUCUCGUAAGAUAAAAUCUCUGGGAGUAAAAAUGGUCCUUUCUGGUGAAGGUUCAGAUGAAAUCUUUGGUGGCUACUUGUAUUUCCACAAGGCACCAAACAAGGAGGAGUUUCACCAAGAAACAUGCCAGAAGAUUAAAGCUCUUCACCUGUACGACUGUCUGAGGGCCAACAAAUCGACUUCAGCUUGGGGUGUUGAGGCUCGAGUACCGUUUCUUGACAAAGAAUUCAUCAAGACUGCUAUGGACAUUGAUCCAGAAUGGAAAAUGAUCAGGCCUGAUCUUGGGAGAAUUGAGAAGUGGGUCUUGCGCAAAGCAUUUGAUGAUGAUCAGAAGCCAUAUUUACCAAAGCACAUCUUGUACAGGCAGAAGGAGCAGUUUAGUGAUGGUGUCGGUUACAGCUGGAUUGACGGCUUGAAAGAUCAUGCCAACAAACAAGUAACAGAUUCAAUGCUGAUGAACGCAAGCUUUGUCUACCCUGAAAACACUCCGACUACAAAAGAAGGAUACUACUAUAGGACUAUCUUUGAGAAAUAUUUUCCAAAGAAUGCUGCGAGAUCGACAGUUCCUGGUGGUCCAAGUGUGGCAUGCAGCACAGCAAAAGCUGUGGAGUGGGAUGCGGAAUGGUCCAAGAACCCUGAUCCAUCUGGUCGUGCUGCACUUGGUAUACAUGCAGCUGCGUAUGAGGAAUCCAAAGAUGUGAAGACUGGAAGUCUUGUGAGUGACUCUCCACAGAAACUUGUAAAAGGGGUUGCAGAGAAAGUGGCUGCAGUAGUUUGAGUGGGAUGAAAAAGAUGAGACCAGAAGGCCUUGUUGGAAUCCGUCAAGACUGUUAGCAAUUUAUAUAACUAGGAAGGCCUUGCUAUCGUCUCUUUGAUGAGACCAGACUAGUUGAUGCUUAUAUUUUCAAUCUGUAAUUUUCUUUGACCACGACAGGAUUAUGUUAUCGGUUCAACAUGUAUACAAUUUAGAUAGGUUUCUACUUUUAUGAUGUUUCUUCAAUCCUUCAUCUAUAGAAUGCGGUUCUGAUUUUCCAUUA